Molecule: messenger RNA, 774 nt
Organism: Didymodactylos carnosus
Lineage: Eukaryota; Metazoa; Rotifera; Eurotatoria; Philodinida; Philodinidae
Source: the annotation of a GenBank genome assembly
AUGGAUCCUACGAAUAAUUAUUCGACACGCGAAAAUACUGAACAAAGUGCUUUGAGUUCAGAACAUCGACAUAGGUUAAAGUUAACGUUCGACAGAGGUCAGGUGAUAUCGAAAGAUGAACUUGAUCGUAUUCGUUUAAAUACUGGUGAAUUCAUCUCGAUAAACUCCUUUCUGUCCUCAACUCGUAGUCAGAGGAAGGCACUUGAAUUUGCCGAAAGUGCUCUGUGCCAAGAUCUUGAAUGUGUUCUCUUCAAAAUUAAAGUCGACAGUCGAAUAAAAGCAAAACCAUUUGCUGAUAUUUCUCGACUGAGUUAUUUCCCUGAUGAGGAAGAAAUCCUACUUAUGCUUGGUUCGAUCUUUCGACUUGAAAGUGUUCAUUAUGACAAAGAACAGCAAAUCUGGAUGGCUGAUUUAGAUUUAUGCAACGAAGAUGACCAUGAAUUGAAACAAGUGUUUGAUCAUAUGAAGAAGGAGAUGGCAAGUAAAACUACUUUCAUUUCACUUGGAAAUUUGUUAUCAAAGAUGGGUAGAUUGGACAAGGCCGAAAAAUAUUAUAAACGAUUGUUAAAUGAGCUGGCAGUGAGUGAUCCUUAUAUUGCUGACUGUUACAUAGGAUUGGGCAUUGUUGCUGGACAGAAAGGUGAAUAUGAUUUAGCUUUGAUGAAUUAUGAAAAAGCAUUGAAAAUCAGAGUAAAAGCUCUUCCACUCGAUCACCCUCAUAUCGCCUUCACACACCGUAAUAUGGGACUCGCGCAUGACGCAACCCGUACUUGA